AUGAUUAAACAACAGCAACCACAACAACUUAAGACACAAAGCGCCCAGGUCCUUCAAACCAUUACAUACGCCACAUAUGCAUAUAAUUCAAAGACGGCAGAACAAACGCAAAGGUUGAAAUAUGGAGAUUUGGAGAUAGUAUUGAAAAAUGACCAUUUCGAAUUCGUUUGCAAAGGUGGUGCAGUGAUAUCAAAUAUAAAAGAAAUUUUAUUUAUGAAUUCAAAAAUUAAAGGUAUAACGGAUGAUAUAACAUCAAUUCCACCAGAAGAACAAAGAUAUUACGCAUUAAAUGCAUUUCCCAAAGUUUUGAAGAUUGGAAGAUUUAAUUUAAAUGAGGAAUUCAUAAAAGGUUUCCUAAAUGACAUAAUGAAGAAAGCGGAUAAGGAAUAUGUGGCUAGUAAAUUAAUGAAGAAGGCAAAUUUGGUUUAUGUGGAUGAAAAAGAUAAUGAAAUUAAAGAAAGGAUUGAAUGGUAUCAUGAAUGGGCAUCGAAGAUUUUUAAAACUAAAGCUGAUACAGGAUGGGUUUCAGGAUGUUUAGACCUUAAAGCGGAUAAAACUUAUGUUAAUGAUGAGUUAGAGAAGAAAGCGGAUAAGGAAUAUGUUAACGAAAUAUACCAAAGUUUGAUAGGAACAACUAAAAAUAUUGAAACUAUUGUUGGUGACUUUUCUGUCAAUGAAGAAAAUAAAUAUUUUAGAUGGCAGUUUGUACAGUCCUUAAAAAAUGGUACACGGUGUAAACUCAUUCCGAAAAAUAACAAUGAAAUGUAUGUAAGCUAUAAAAAGAAUGAUGACACACAAGUUAAAGUUCCAUUAGUCAACAACUGUUACUUAAACUUAUAUAGAGACGAACAAAAGAGAUAUUUAAGAGUUUAUGAAAUGACAGAUAUGACAUUGUCUAACCUAGCUCCAGCACCAUAUUAUUAUGACUAUGGAGAUGAUGUCAGAACACCACAUGUAGAUGAACAAAAGUUAACAUUAUAUUUAGAUUAUUAUAGAUAUAAAAGAUAUAAUGCAAUAGAAAAAACGAGAAUAGUAUAUUAUUAUACAGAUGACAGAAAUAAAUAUUAUAGUCAAGAUUUUACUUACCCUGAAAACAUAAGAUUAUAUAUUAUAAAAAAUAUUCUAACACAAAUCAGAAGAAACCCGAAAUAG
Messenger RNA from Trichomonas vaginalis G3, 1152 nucleotides. Its product is annotated as phage tail repeat-like family. The record is from RefSeq and is a predicted model, not a curated record. NCBI's taxonomy places the organism in Eukaryota, Parabasalia, Trichomonadida, Trichomonadidae. The transcript has a single exon. The coding region runs from base 1 to 1152 and encodes 383 amino acids.